UUAACUCGUCACGUCACACCAUAAUGGAGUCCGUGCGUAAAGCCAACCAAAGACUAAAACAAUAUCCGAUGCUGUUGGGCAAAUGUUCCGAUAGCGCUGCAGUGUAUGCGGCUUGUGUAACUAGAGACUUAAAUGUGAGCCAUCGUGCAUGCGAACAAGAAUUUUUAGACUUUAAAAAGUGUUUACAAAAAGUGGCCCGGGACAUGAAGACGAAACUGUGAAAAACUGAUAAAGACUCUUCCAUCUGGUGCAUCUAGUUUAGUGUGACAAAAUGAAACUGAAAGUGCUAGCGGACGCGUUAAAGACAAUUUCAUUUCAAAAUCAUUUGAUCCUCAGCAUUCUGAUUCGAUGCCUACUAAUCGUAUACGGAGAGAUACAGGACGGUGUGUCCGAGGUGCCGUACACUGACAUCGACUAUAAAGUGGUGACUGACGGAGCCCGA
Molecule: messenger RNA, 442 nt
Organism: Bradysia coprophila
Lineage: Eukaryota; Metazoa; Arthropoda; Insecta; Diptera; Sciaridae
Biological process (GO): mitochondrial respiratory chain complex I assembly
Cellular component (GO): mitochondrion
Source: RefSeq, a predicted model, not a curated record